Molecule: messenger RNA, 894 nt
Organism: Paraglomus occultum
Lineage: Eukaryota; Fungi; Glomeromycota; Glomeromycetes; Paraglomerales; Paraglomeraceae
Source: the annotation of a GenBank genome assembly
GCCGAAGAGUCUGUUGAUAAAAAAGAAAUCGAAGAAUGCUGGAAUGCAUGUUUGCUGAAAAAAAUAGUUGAUCAUUAUAACGAAGUCAUCAAAAAGAAUGUAGAUGAAGAUACAUUUUGUACAGACUUCAAUUCACUUAUGACAGAUUUUACAAGACAACAGUUUGAUAAAUAUGAACAUCGAAAAACUUAUGAAUUGUUUUGGUGCCAAGACCUUUAUACGCAAUUAACUCUCCAGUUAUUACGGAAACAUAGUGCCUUGUUGGACAGUAGUACAAGUGAAUAUCAAUAUCGAGACGAAAUAGUAAAUCCUCUUCUGGCGUCGAUAUUUUAUGAUGUCGAGAAUGCAUUAUGGUUGAAAACAGGAGAAAUUGAAAAUACAACACGAAAACGACAACGCAAUUUUUCAAAACAUGAAAACGAACGCGAAAGACUUGGUGACAAACAUGAUGGUACACCAGUCGAAAUCGGUUUUUUAGAAGUAGUGGGUAAUGCGUUUACCAAGAUAAUAUCCGACAAAAAUGAUGAUCUCGAGAAACUCUUAAAAGCCAUAAUGAUAUGUCUUUGGUACCAACAUGCACAUCAAUCUGAAGAAAGUAUUCCGGGAGACAUGAAAUUGCAAUCAUUUUCGAUUUUGGUAUUCGGGCGAGAAUUUCAUAUUUUAAGCAUGCACUUCAUAGAUGGCAUGUAUAUUGUUGAUGAAUUCGAUGCCUUUGUUAUACCAGAUUCGGGUAUGGAUUUUUUGCAAAUCGAAAUUAUCGUUGAAUUAGUGAAAAAAUUCAAAAUACUACUGAUAAAGUACUUUCGUCAACUUGUCCAAACCCCACGUAAGGUGACUCGACUUCCAAAAUCAGGAUUACCAACUGCUUCCCCGUUAAAGUCUAAGCCUAAAUAA